Molecule: messenger RNA, 1167 nt
Organism: Aspergillus ibericus CBS 121593
Lineage: Eukaryota; Fungi; Ascomycota; Eurotiomycetes; Eurotiales; Aspergillaceae
Product: zinc-binding alcohol dehydrogenase family protein
Exons: 1
Coding region: 55-1140 (361 amino acids)
Molecular function (GO): oxidoreductase activity, acting on NAD(P)H
Source: RefSeq, a predicted model, not a curated record
CCUACUUUUGCUUAUUCUACCUUCGCAAACAGCACAGGCAUAUUAGAGGUCAUCAUGAAAGCGGUCACCACUCAUCGAUUUCUGCCCACACGUGUACUGAGCCUUCUUCUCGGAAGACCGCUUGGGCUUGGGGCACAAGUCAAGGAUGUUUCUGUCCCAAGCAUCACUGAUAAUGAGGUUUUGGUUAAAGUACGGGCCGUUGCCUUGAAUCCGAUCGAUUUCAAAAACAUCGAUUUCUUUGCCCCCCGGAAUUCUGCAAUCGGCUGUGACUAUGCAGGCGAGGUGGUUAAGGUCGGAAAAAAAUCGGGACAGCGCUGGAAGGUUGGAGAUAAAAUUGCAGGCUUCGUUCACGGUGGCCUGUAUCCCGAUGUUGGCUCAUUCGCAGAGCACCUUAAAGUUGACGGAGACCUGGCCUGGAAGGUGCCUGAGGCAAUGAACUUGGGCGUAGCAAGCACCUACGGAGUUCCCGCAGCCACCGCGAUGCUGAGCCUUACGUACCUCGACAUUUCUUGGGAAGAUAUUGAGAACGGACGCACAUUCGAAGAUGAUCAACCAACCAUUUUCAUUUAUUCGGGAGGAUCGAACGUUGGUCUCUUUGCCAUCCAACUAGCGAAGAGAGCAGGAUACAAGGUAGUGGCAACGGCCUCGCCCCGUUCCUUCGACCUUGUGAAGCAAUACGGUGCAGAUGCAGUAUACGACUACCGGUCCUCUUCAUCCAUUGGCGAAAUCAAGAAGGCGUAUCCAAACAUCCUGAGAGCUCUGGACUGCUUCUCUGAAGGGAAUUCGGCCGCCUUUUGUGCUGAUGUACUACGAGAGGGCAAAGUGGUCACGCUCCUUGACCAAGGAAAACCGAAGAAGCCAACCGUGUCCUACAGAUUCCUUAUGGUUUUCACUGUAUUCGGUCGAGAGUUUCAGUUGCUGGCGCCUGUCGGCCCCGUGUUCCCGGUGAUACCGUCAGAUCGUGAGGUCAUCAGCAGGUUCUAUGCUAGUUUAUCAACCAUGAGCAUCGACAUUAUCAGAUGUCCACCCACUACAACAAUCAAGGGCGGAUUAAGGGACAUCUUAGACGGUCUCGAACUUCUUCGAAAAGGAGAAGGUCGAGGUACAAAGCUUGUUGUAGAGUUUGAUGAGUUCCAAUGACUGAAGUAAUGGAUCUCUCAAUUCCGU